This is a messenger RNA of Myodes glareolus (Bank vole), 6160 nucleotides long. RefSeq names its product transient receptor potential cation channel subfamily C member 5 (gene Trpc5). Gene Ontology annotation, molecular function: protein binding; inositol 1,4,5 trisphosphate binding; store-operated calcium channel activity. Lineage: Eukaryota; Metazoa; Chordata; Mammalia; Rodentia; Cricetidae. Gene Ontology annotation, biological process: regulation of cytosolic calcium ion concentration; calcium ion transmembrane transport. The record is from RefSeq and is a predicted model, not a curated record. Gene Ontology annotation, cellular component: plasma membrane; cation channel complex.
UCAGGGUUGGACAUUUUGGGAUCUAGGGGUGGGGGGGAGAAAGGGAGCGCGACUCCUUGAUUUUUCCCUCCCCACCCCUCUUUGCUUUUCUCUCCCCUUGGCUGGUAUAGGAUUUUCCUGAAGCAGCAGCAGUAGGGGACAGAAACCUUUAGUCUAGAAAAGAGGGUUGGAGAGGUGACUGGAGCUCCUAUCAGCUACCUAGCCUGAGGGUGCGUGCCUGUAAGAGUGUGAAUGCGGUUCCUUUCCACGCUCACCCCUCCACACAUACUUCUCUUCCUACCAGGGUAUCAGUUAGCCUCAAUUUCCUGGUGUUGGCUUCUCCCCUUGCUCUUAUUGUUUGUGGCUUGCCGCGUGAAGCGGGCGCGUGUGUCUGAAGUGACUCAGGUUGGGAGAAAGAGCUAAGAGAGGACCAGCGAGAGCAGGGCAGAAGCAGCACUGGAGCGAAGAGUUUCGGGCACUGGCGAAGGCGAAAGGUGAGGAGGUCUGGUCAGUCAGAGGGAAGUUUGGCAGUAACUGAAGAGCAAAGAGGGAAACCCAGGUAGGAGUCAGUCCUUGGGUCCCUCUUGGCACCCUGAUUCCUCUGCCUGUGCUCAACCACCCACCCACACGGCAGCCACCCGGGACUGUCCCAAGCGGCUGCCUUUUGCGCGCCGCGGAAGAGGAGUCCAAGAAGGCUGUCGCACCACGCGCCCUGGUGCACGGACUCCAGACAACGCAAAUCUGAAGAAAGCUCUUGGCCUGGGCUUUCUAAGUUGAUGUGAGCCAUGGCCCAGCUGUACUACAAGAAGGUCAAUUACUCACCGUACAGAGACCGCAUUCCCCUGCAAAUCGUGAGAGCUGAGACGGAGCUCUCUGCUGAGGAGAAGGCCUUCCUUAGUGCCGUGGAGAAGGGGGACUAUGGCACCGUGAAGCAGGCACUGCAAGAGGCUGAGAUCUAUUACAAUGUCAACAUCAACUGUGUGGAUCCUUUGGGCAGGAAUGCCCUGCUCAUUGCCAUUGAGAACGAGAACUUGGAGAUCAUGGAGCUACUGCUGAACCAUAGUGUGUAUGUGGGCGACGCAUUGCUCUAUGCCAUCCGCAAGGAAGUUGUGGGCGCUGUGGAGCUUCUGCUUAGCUACAGGAAGCCCAGUAGAGAGAAACAGGUACCCACUCUGAUGAUGGACACCCAGUUCUCUGAGUUCACACCAGACAUCACUCCCAUCAUGUUGGCCGCCCACACCAACAACUAUGAAAUCAUCAAAUUGCUUGUCCAAAAGAGGGUCACUAUUCCACGGCCCCACCAAAUCCGCUGCAACUGUGUAGAGUGUGUGUCCAGCUCAGAGGUAGACAGCCUGCGCCAUUCAAGGUCCCGACUGAACAUCUACAAGGCUCUGGCAAGCCCCUCACUGAUUGCCUUAUCAAGCGAGGACCCCAUCCUCACUGCCUUCCGGCUGGGCUGGGAACUCAAGGAGCUAAGCAAGGUGGAAAAUGAGUUCAAGGCUGAGUAUGAGGAGCUCUCCCAGCAAUGCAAGCUCUUUGCCAAGGACCUGCUAGACCAAGCCCGGAGCUCCCGGGAACUAGAGAUCAUCCUCAACCAUCGAGAUGACCACAGUGAAGAACUUGACCCACAGAAGUACCAUGAUCUGGCCAAGCUAAAGGUGGCAAUCAAAUAUCACCAGAAAGAGUUUGUCGCUCAGCCAAACUGCCAACAAUUGCUUGCCACCUUGUGGUAUGAUGGCUUCCCUGGAUGGCGGAGAAAGCACUGGGUAGUCAAGCUUCUGACCUGUAUGACCAUUGGCUUCCUGUUCCCUAUGCUGUCUAUUGCCUAUCUCAUCUCACCCAGAAGCAACCUUGGCCUCUUCAUCAAGAAGCCCUUUAUCAAGUUCAUCUGCCACACAGCUUCCUAUCUGACCUUCCUCUUCAUGCUUCUCCUGGCCUCUCAGCAUAUCGUCAGGACAGACCUCCAUGUACAAGGGCCUCCCCCAACUAUAGUGGAAUGGAUGAUUCUGCCUUGGGUUCUAGGUUUCAUUUGGGGGGAGAUAAAGGAAAUGUGGGAUGGUGGAUUCACGGAAUACAUCCAUGAUUGGUGGAACUUAAUGGAUUUUGCAAUGAACUCCCUCUACCUGGCAACUAUUUCCUUGAAGAUUGUGGCCUAUGUCAAGUAUAAUGGUUCUCGUCCAAGGGAGGAAUGGGAAAUGUGGCACCCGACUCUGAUUGCAGAGGCGCUCUUCGCAAUAUCCAACAUUUUAAGUUCCUUGCGUCUCAUAUCCUUGUUCACAGCCAACUCCCACUUAGGGCCUCUACAGAUCUCUUUGGGACGCAUGCUGCUUGAUAUACUCAAAUUCCUCUUUAUCUACUGCCUAGUACUGCUGGCUUUUGCCAAUGGACUGAACCAGCUUUAUUUUUACUAUGAGACCAGAGCUAUUGAUGAACCUAACAACUGCAAGGGGAUCCGGUGUGAAAAACAGAACAACGCCUUCUCCACGCUCUUUGAAACCCUUCAGUCACUCUUCUGGUCUGUAUUUGGCCUUUUAAAUCUCUACGUCACCAAUGUGAAGGCCAGGCACGAGUUCACCGAGUUUGUGGGAGCUACUAUGUUCGGAACAUACAACGUGAUCUCCCUGGUAGUGCUGCUGAACAUGCUCAUUGCCAUGAUGAAUAACUCCUAUCAGCUUAUUGCCGAUCAUGCUGACAUUGAGUGGAAGUUUGCAAGAACGAAGCUCUGGAUGAGUUACUUUGAUGAAGGUGGUACCUUGCCACCUCCUUUCAACAUUAUCCCCAGUCCCAAAUCAUUUCUCUAUCUUGGCAACUGGUUCAAUAACACCUUCUGUCCGAAAAGAGACCCUGAUGGAAGACGAAGGAGACACAACUUGCGAAGCUUCACAGAACGCCAUGCUGAUAGUCUGAUCCAAAAUCAACAUUAUCAGGAAGUUAUCAGAAAUUUAGUCAAGAGAUAUGUGGCUGCAAUGAUAAGAAACUCCAAAACAAAUGAGGGACUAACAGAAGAAAACUUUAAGGAAUUAAAACAGGACAUCUCAAGCUUUCGAUAUGAAGUACUUGACCUCUUGGGAAACAGAAAACAACCAAGAAGAAGCUUUUCCACUAGCAGUGCUGAAUUCUCUCAAAGGGAUGAUACCAAUGAUGGCAGUGGUGGGGCACGGGCCAAGUCUAAGAGCGUCUCUUUCAAUUUAGGCUGCAAGAAAAAGGCCUGCCACGGGGCACCUCUCAUCAGAACCAUGCCAAGAGCCAGCGGUACUCACGAGAAGUCAAAAGCAGAGUCAUCAAGCAAACGGUCUUUCAUGGGCCCCUCUUUCAAGAAACUAGGUCUCCUAUUCUCCAAGUUUAGUGGCCAGACCUCUGAACCCACUUCAGAGCCAAUGUACACCAUCUCCGAUGGCAUUGCACAGCAGCAUUAUAUGUGGCAGGACAUCGAAUAUUCUCAGAUGGAGAAAGGGAAGGCAGAGGCCUGUUCUAAAAGCGAAAUGAACCUCAGUGAAGUAGAGUUAGGUGAAAUCCGGGGUGCUGCUCGGAGCAGUGAAUGCCCCCUAGCCUGUUCCAGCUCUCUUCACUGUGUAUCCAGCAUCUGCUCUUCAAAUUCUAAACUUUUAGACUCAUCAGAGGAUGUAUUUGAAACUUGGGGAGAGGCUUGUGACUUGCUCAUGCACAAAUGGGGUGAUGGACAGGAAGAACAAGUUACAACUAGGCUCUAAGUCAAGCCACCCGUCAUCUGUUCUGGAAUUCAAGAGAACACUUGUAAUUCCUCAUUCUCAGAGGUGACAGCAAAUACAGUUCCCUCAUGGUCCCCCAGCCAAGCAGUGGAACUCUUAUUAUUUUCCGUCUUUUAUAGCCACAUUCUUUAUGUUCUGUUUUACUGUUAUUAUAAUUUGCCUUUUUAUAUUUAUAAAUACUAGAUUCAUGUCGAAACCAACGGAAGGGGAAUAGCCCCAGUCAGCAGAGGUGCAGUUGGGUGCUUAAUCCCUUUGCUUUGCUGUUCUUACCUUUGCCUCGUUGAAGCUCCUGGUGCCACUUUGCUACCAUAGCUGCCGCACAGAUUCCUGACUUUCCUCAGGAUCUCACACCCAUCUCCCCACAGAGCUGAGGGAUAUGGUCCGCAGUCCCUCCCAGCUAUCAGAUAAGGCAAAUAAAUCUGCCUGUCUUUGUUGCUCUUCAGUGCUACACGCUGCCCCAUGCUGGUUCAAUGAACAGCAUGAAAGGGAGACUGGACUCCAAAGAAUUGUCAGCUUGUGGUUUCUAGGUAGACCUGGCCUUUCUGUUUUGUUUUAAGACACUAUAACUUCUAAUUGUGGGAAUUGUUGAGGUUUCGUUUCUUAAAGAUGUGUUAGUUUCUUAAUGUGUGCCAAUGAGAUAUUUACAACGUGUGUUAUAGCUAAUAAUUUAGCUGCUUUGCUUUCCCGUGUUUGUAUAUUUUGGUUAACUUAUAUACUUUAAAUUUUGAGAGUAUCAAAGUUAGUAUUUAGGAUGUGUACUUUUUUCCAAAAAAAUCUUCUACUGCAUUCUAACCAAUAGUUACUACAGCUCAAACAUUGGCAAGAAAAAAUAUAAUUAGCUGGUAUAUUUAUAGGGUCCUAUCUACUGUGGAUAGUUUUAAUCAUCAUUGAUAUAAAGGCAUUUCUAAGAUUAAAGACUGGAUUUGAAAUAUUUUUUAUCAGAAAAAAUGACAUUUUACUGAGGUGUUUAAAUAUAGGGGGGAAAAGAGCACCUCAAUUUAAUUAAUUGCUUUCUGGAAAGAAAACCUAGCAGACACAAUUUUAGGUUCAGAUAACCUAAUUCAGGUUGCAGCUGCAAUAUCCACUGGGGGACAGUGGAAUCUGCAUGUGUGAACUGUUAGAGAUAUAAUGUAAUAAUCCUAGUGGAUUCGUAGAACUCAAUUCUGCCUUCAAAGAAAGCUACAUUUACACAUUCAAACUCUUUCCCAUAGUCCAGGAGUACCUAAUUACAACACAAGUUAAAGCGAAGUUAGGAUGAAUAUGGUAGCCAUUUUAGGAUUGAUAUCCACUAAGCAAUGGCCUGCCGAGCAAGCAUAGUUUUACCAUCAUAUGUGUUGCUUGUGGACAUUAACAAUUUAUAUGGUAGAAAAGUAAAACUGUUCAUUGGGCAUCACCUGUUCUUUUUAAAUGUCAACACCAACAAGAAUCCAUCUAUAUUCUUGUGUAAUGUCUGCUGGAUGUGAAAUGAGGAACCGUUAAUGUAAAUGUGUCUGUAAACUUGCUUUUGACAGUGUAGUUUAUGUUAAACUGAUUUUCCACCUCUAUCCCUAGUAUUGGUGAAUGAUGGUAAAACUGUUUCUUGUGGAAAUGAGCCAAAUCAUGGACAAGGGAGGUAGGAAGUUGUGCUGAAUACAGCUCAGAUACACAGAAAAAAGAAUUAUGAGAGCAAAAUGAACCAACACACAUUUGGCAAGGGUCUGUUCCAAAAUAAUCUUAGUCUUAUCUGAAGUGCUCAUAUAUUCAAAUCCAACUGCUGCCCUACUUUACUGAGGGACUAUUACAAAUAGUUCCAAUACUGAGACAGAUUACUUUCUAAAAGGAAGAAUUCUAAAGUAAUUUCAACAUUUCCAACUGUAGCAUUUAUUCUUAAUGAUAAAUUAACCGACUACAACCAUAACUCACAAAACCACCAACAAAGCCAAUAUAUAAGCAUAUAGUAAAAACAUCUUUCUCAAAAAUAUAUGGACUAUUAACAAUCUAUGUGUAACUGUUCUAAUGGUCAAGUCGGUAGAAAGCCAUGAAAUUAUGUUCAGAUGCAGUCUUCUCUCAGUUAUGUUCUGGAGAGAAAGAAAGAACAUUACAACAACCAUUCUCUCCUGUUGAAAGAAACUAGCGCCAUAUUUCUUGGGAACAAAUUCCAUUGCAGAUCUCCUUAAAGUUUUCAUCUUUGUGUCUUGGGCUUAAGACUUCACUAGCUAUCUUGAGACCUCAUUUAGAAUAAAGGCUGCAACUAAACAGUCAUUAUCCGAAGUUCCAUGUGAGUGAUAGCAACAUUUUUAUUAACAUCUUUCUACCCUGUCAAUCAGUUACAGUUUAAAAACAUUUUAGGGAUGGAUAACUUUCCUAAUAGUCAGUCCUGAGUUCUGUUCCUGGUACCAAUAAAAAAAAAGUGAAGGGCUGGAGAGAUGGCUCAGUGCUUAAAAGCACUUGCUCGAAUAGAGGACCCAGAUUUU